Messenger RNA from Malaya genurostris, 871 nucleotides. RefSeq lists its product as uncharacterized. The transcript has 2 exons. Lineage: Eukaryota; Metazoa; Arthropoda; Insecta; Diptera; Culicidae. The coding region runs from base 192 to 689 and encodes 165 amino acids. The record is from RefSeq and is a predicted model, not a curated record.
UUUUAGGAAAUUUGUAUUUUCGAAAAAUUGUAAACAUCAGCGAUUGCUACGAGCAAUAUAUUUUCUUUUGUAUAUUUCUGUUAUUAUACGUUGAUAAGUGUGUAGAUUUUAACUAUACGAUUAACUGCAAAACAUUCAAUUGUAAGAAUGCAUGUUCAAUCGUAAGACUAAAACUAGUUAGGCUGGACAAAAUGGAUGACCUUCAAUCAACGCGUAGCAACAGCUGCAUAGAGCAAAAUAACAAUAAUGUCGAUGGUAGCGAAGGAGCUGUUGCAAUCUCUAAUUCUCCAGAUCUUGACGAGGUAGAGCCAAUCAAUGAGUUGGAUUUUGUGUCGCUCUGGUCUGAGGAAGAGUUUGAUCGUGAUCCACACCGGGCACUUUUCUAUGAUGCCUAUCGCUCUACACCAAUAACACCCGAAUUGGACGACUCAACGGAAAAUGCUGAAAACGGGCCUGGUGAACGAAAGCCUCUAUCCUUAAUGGACGAUUGGGAGUUGUGGGAUUAUAUGGAUGAGGAAACGUUGAAAGAGCGUUUGAAAAAUCACCCGGAGUUGCUGGAACAAAUCACUCGCAAACGGAAACGAAAAGCGAUGUUCGACGACGACGAUAAGGACGACGAUGACCUGUGCUCGGUGAUGGAAAGGCAUGCAAAGGUUACGAAAUUUAGUGAACACACCAAGGUGUACUAAACGAAUCUGUAGUCUCCAGUAUCUAUGUUUAGUUUUAGCCUAUAUUUUUACUACUUUUCAUCGUGGGCUGUCAGAACGUAUAUUGCAAUGUAUAAAUAUUUAAUUUUUUUCCGAACUUCGAAUUCGUAGGUAUCACUUAUUGUAAAUAAAUUAUUCUUUUUGAAUUAUUUCAAAAAUCGGAA